UUGUGGGUGAUUCUGAUGUAAUUUCUGUCCCGACAGAUGGGAUGAGUCCCACAGAGGUCUGCUGGCAGACCCUUCUGGCCAUGUAGCCUAUACCAUGCACAUGUAUACCUAGCCUAUAUGUAAUGCUGACUAAUAUAUUUUCUUGCUUGCAUAUGGGACAAAAGAUGCACACUGACCAAAAUGAAAAAUCGGUCAUGUUUGGAGUGACUCAUGUGAUUGCUGUAGAUGGAUACAGCAAGAAAAUUGGUGCAAAAUACAAGUAUGCCUGCAAAGAACAAUCUAGCCAUCUAUGAAGAGGUGUACAGACCUGCAGUAACACAUUAUGGAAUGUGGGAUCAACUUCGCGUGGAUCAUGGCAAAGAGUUUUACCUGUGCCUCUACAUGCAGCAAAGACAGCCAUACCUCCAAACACAGUCAACAAGGAAUCACACAGUGGAAAGGAUGUGGCCAGAAAUUAACAACAGAGUGAAUUAUCCAUUAAAGGAGGCCCUCAUCCAGCUACAAGAUCAGGAAGCAAUAGAUAUGGAGGACAGUCUGACAAGGUUCUGCACAUCCAAUCUGACCUGCCAGAUGUGCCAGAUUGGCAUAAACAGAUUUGUGCAAUCAUGGAAUGCUCACGGGAUUCCAGAGAGAGGGAUACCAAAUCACCUAGCAGGGACUGGAACACCAAGACAAAUCACAACCGAUCUUCUACCAGAUGCCACAGUUGCAGCUGACAUGUAUCACAGGGACAUGGGAUCCUCCCUCACCAGAGUAUCUUCAUUCGGAAGUGUCCCCUUUCUGUCUGAGGCAGACAAAGUGAGAGCAGAGCAGCCCUUUGCACAUUAUUAUCCCCACCUUUCAGUUAUUUUUGACAGUGCUGUCAAUUACAACUAUGCUCCCUUCAAAGAGGCCUUGAUCUACCUCAUCGAUGUAACAAACACUUGUUCCUAAUUUCAUAUGCACUGGAUUGUGAGGAGCCUUGUAACGGAUCGCUGGACAUCUGUGUCUGUGGACACCAUUAUGCAGUUACUACUCCAACAGUAGAGGGUAUGCUCCAAGCACACCCUGUGCCACUUAACAUCACGGAUGUAAAUUCCUGAUGUACGCUUAAGGAAUGGCUCUGUUUUUACAGACUGGUUUCCUUAAUCUCAAUUGGCUAUACAAAGAACACCAGGAGCAGGACACUUGAGCUUUUAAAUGACCACUACAUCAUAAAUUCCACCAAACAACAACAAUAUGUUUGUCAGGGUGAAUAGAUUAUUUUUUGUCUUCUUGAGGACAAGACUUACCUCUGUAAACCAGACAAGUGAAUGUAUCCCUAACAUUUCUGGACUGUUCUUCGGUCAGUAAAUGUUGUGUUCCUGUUUCGA
Messenger RNA from Micropterus salmoides (largemouth bass), 1352 nucleotides. RefSeq lists its product as uncharacterized. Bases 226 to 933 code for a protein of 235 amino acids. NCBI's taxonomy places the organism in Eukaryota, Metazoa, Chordata, Actinopteri, Centrarchiformes, Centrarchidae. The record is from RefSeq and is a predicted model, not a curated record. The transcript is spliced from 5 exons.